GGUUUGUUUCAAAGCGAGUAUAAACAUUAGAAAGACAAAACAAACAUUUUUUAAUUUAGAAGGUUUACUGAAAAAUAUAUCGAAACAUUUUCCAAACAGUUGCUAGGUAGAUAUCAGCAGAAACGUCUUAAAGUCAAUCAUCAAUCAUGGAAAUUAUCGGUGACAUAAAGAAUUAUGAUUGGGGAAAAUUGGGAAGUGAGUCAGAAGUCGUGAAACUUAUGCAAUCAGGAGAUGAAACUUUUAUCGUGGAUGAAGCGAAACCAUAUUCUGAAUUAUGGAUGGGAGAUCAUGUGUCAGGUCAAUCUAAGAUUAAAGGUACUGGUGAGAUGCUUGGUGAAUUUAUUCAGAGGGAUUGUGAUAAUAUUAUUGGGGGACAAUCGAAGCUUCCUUUCUUGUUCAAAGUUUUGAGCAUAAGAAAGGCUUUAAGCAUUCAGGUUCAUCCUAAUAAAACUGAAGCUGAAUUAUUGCAUGCUAAAUAUCCGGAUAUCUAUAAAGAUGCAAACCACAAACCUGAGAUUGCAAUCGCGCUCACACCUUUUUUAGCGCUCUGUGGAUUUCGUCCUCAUUCUGAGAUUUAUAAUUUACUCAAAUUUCAUACUGAACUUUGUGAACUUCUUGAUGUUGAUAAUAUUGAACUCAUCAAUACCAAUGGAACCGAAGGAUUGAAAACAUGUUACACGAAACUUAUGAAGUCAAACGAUGAGAACAUAAGGAAAUGUAUUAAUGGAUUGAUGAUUAAGUUUGAAAAUGAUGACUCAAAGCUCGCUGUUGUCUUUCGACAAAUUCAAAAAGAUUUUCCUUAUGACGUCGGUUCUCUUUCGUUAUUUUUCUUAAAUUUAAUUGAACUUCAUCCUGGUGAGUCCAUUUUCUUAGCAGCCAAGGUUCCUCAUGCAUAUCUUUCUGGUGAUUGCAUUGAAUGUAUGAGUUGCUCUGAUAAUGUUGUACGUGCUGGAUUAACUCCGAAGUUCAAAGAUGUUGAGAACCUUUUAGGAAUGCUUAUCUACGAUGGUUCACCAGCAAAAGAAAAACUUUUCCAGCCAGAGAUUCUUGACAGGAAUCACAAAUUUACUUGGAUCUUUAAACCUCCUGUGAAAGAUUUUGCUGUUGCAAAAAUUCAUGUACCUUCUAUCAUCAACAGUUAUGAGAUCAUAAACAGUAAAUUUGGAUCAAUUAUUCUCGUUGUGUCAGGUGAAGCUGAAAUGUGUGGAACUGAAAUGGAAAGUUUUAUGCUCAAAAGAGGAAAAAUAAUAUUUCUGCCUUCAAAAGUUGGGCCUGUAAUUAAAUUAUCAAACAUCAAUCAUGAUUUUAUAUGCUAUCAAGCAAUGUACAACGAUUUUUAAUAUUUAAAACUUCAUUUCACAAAAAGCUUUAUUACUUGUUUCAUAUUUCUUCUAGGAGCCACUCUUCAGUAUAUUUUGAACAUUUCCAACAACAAACAAUAAAUGAUUAACAAGUUCUUGAAGUUCCAAUUUUUGAUUUGUUCGCAAUGUGCAUGCAAACAUUUUC
Messenger RNA from Clunio marinus, 1506 nucleotides. The record is from the annotation of a GenBank genome assembly. NCBI's taxonomy places the organism in Eukaryota, Metazoa, Arthropoda, Insecta, Diptera, Chironomidae.